Messenger RNA from Drosophila eugracilis, 558 nucleotides. RefSeq lists its product as uncharacterized. The record is from RefSeq and is a predicted model, not a curated record. NCBI's taxonomy places the organism in Eukaryota, Metazoa, Arthropoda, Insecta, Diptera, Drosophilidae. Bases 1 to 513 code for a protein of 170 amino acids. The transcript has a single exon.
AUGGUAAAGCAGCUUAAAAAGUUAUUAAUUACCCUUUUGGUAUCCUGCUUUCUACUAUUUAUUUUUACCAACGUUGUUGAGACUCGAAAAUCACAUCUCAAAGGUCACUACAGAACUUUGCCUAACCGUAAAAAUCAUAUAGCCUUGAGACCCAGAACUAAUGGCACGCAUCACCAACUUCAAUUAGGUGAUAUUACGGAUAAGUUUUACAGUCACUGCAAUGACACUUUCAGAGAGAAGAAUCUGGUUACUUACGUGGUUCAUGACAUGAUCGCCGGAAUUCUAGACCGACUUAAUGAGAUGUGCUUAAAUCAACCCAUCCACCCACUUAUCCAUCGAAUGUUCACCGAAACUCUGCUGUGUGGUGGAAGUCUUUCGGAAGCCAUUGACGUCAUAAUUGACAUUAUAUUUGGGCAAAGUGAAAGAAAGUGCAGGGAUAGGCAUGGAUUCGAAGGCCUUUAUGUUUUAACCAGUGCCGAGAACGAAGUCGUGGAAGUAAAACAUUUACGUUAAACCAGAAUAUCGAUUGAGAGAAUAAAUAAUAUUGCAUGAAAUGAA